Messenger RNA from Cotesia congregata, 216 nucleotides. The record is from the annotation of a GenBank genome assembly. Lineage: Eukaryota; Metazoa; Arthropoda; Insecta; Hymenoptera; Braconidae.
AUGAAAUUGGAAUUGGGUGGAAAGUUUGAAAGCAAUUAUUUGUCGGGUGAAGUUGAAGGAAAUUGCGAUGUCUUUUUAGGGAAAAGUUUGUACUGUAAAAAUUGCGGAGUACUCAAUAAAUAUUUAUUUGGAAGGAAAGAACAUUUAUUAAUAUUAAUAAAUUACUUAUUAACUGUUAAUGAAAAAGAUCUCUUAUCACUGUUGUUUAUUUUUUGA